Molecule: messenger RNA, 690 nt
Organism: Triticum dicoccoides
Lineage: Eukaryota; Viridiplantae; Streptophyta; Magnoliopsida; Poales; Poaceae
Exons: 3
Coding region: 103-690 (195 amino acids)
Source: RefSeq, a predicted model, not a curated record
GAGCUUGUCUCUGUCCCGAAGCUUAGGCAAGUGGUAUGCCAACAUUGGCCCUUCGAGAGCCCUCCAGUGUGCUUCGGCUACGUUCCUGAGCUUCGCGGUGUAAUGCUCUAUUCUAAAGCCAAGGCAGGGCAAGAGCCAUUUGCGUUGAGCGACUGCCUGCCAAGGAGUGCCAGGAAUCUGUCAACACUGACUCUGUGUUUUGGGGACCAAAUGAUUUGGAUUCAGCCAGAACAUCCGAAGCAGCUCACUCCUAUAUUCAGAAACCUGACCACUGUGUUUCUUUUCGGUAUCUUCAGUGAGUGUGAUCUGAGCUGGACAUUGUUUAUCCUUGAAGCUGCACCUGCCCUACAGGAUUUUGCAUUAUCUCGACAUUCAUGUAUCAAGACGCCCGAGUACAGUGCCGAGAAGACCAACGUGGUGUGGGAGCCAUCCAAGGAUUUUAAGCACCUGAACUUAAAGGGGCUGCAUAUCUUCGGGUGCGAGGAUGAAGACAAGGUGAGAAACUAUGUAAGGCUUGUCAUGGAACGAGCUGUGGGGCUGUUGUUAAUCGAGCUGUAUGGUGAAAACCCAUGCAUUUACUGUGAUGCCACCAACCUUGAAAGAUCCAAGGCGGAAAAAUCUAGCAGGCAUCGGAUUAAGGAGCAACUCACAUAUGGAUCAUCUUCAUCCGUGGAGAUAAUUAUCUGUUGA